Molecule: messenger RNA, 1608 nt
Organism: Lichtheimia ornata
Lineage: Eukaryota; Fungi; Mucoromycota; Mucoromycetes; Mucorales; Lichtheimiaceae
Exons: 3
Coding region: 1-1608 (535 amino acids)
Biological process (GO): regulation of transcription by RNA polymerase II
Molecular function (GO): protein binding; RNA polymerase II cis-regulatory region sequence-specific DNA binding; DNA-binding transcription factor activity, RNA polymerase II-specific
Source: RefSeq, a predicted model, not a curated record
AUGGAAACAACAAGGAGUAGUAGUAGCAGCAGCAACACACAACAAACGUUGACCGAGUCCAAUCGUGGCAUGGAACAACAGGCACCUCCCCCUCCUCCACCUCCACCUCCACCAGCAGCAUCCGUCGAUUCAGGCCCGGUUCAAGCUUACGCUAAAUUGGAAGGCGAUCAGGCAUGUUAUUACAUUCGUACCUUCCAGGUCACUUUGGGGCGUACAGUGACACGCAUGAAUACGGUGGAUAUCCCUCUUGGCAAAGUCAAGUCUGUGUCGCGACAACACGCUCGUCUCUUUUACAACUUUGCAACACAACGAUUUGAAAUGAUGGUGCUAGGCAAGAACGGCGCGUUUGUCAACGAGCAAUUCAUAGAGAAAGGUGUUACAGUCCCUUUGGAGAAUAGGGCAAGGAUCAGGAUAGGUGAUUCCAGAUUUCUCUUUCUCUUACCUCGUAUGAUGAACAUGGGCAUCUCAGAACAGUACAUCCAUCAUCCACCUAGUCAAGUCGUCAGCAACAGCAGCAGCAACAACAAUAAGGAUGAUAAGCCCCCUUACUCAUAUGCGACAUUGAUUGCUCAGGCUAUCACAUCAACGGACGAGAAACGUAUGGCCUUGCAUGAAAUCUACAACUACAUCACCCAUCAUUAUCCUUAUUACAACAUGGCUCAGAAUGGAUGGCAGAACUCGAUUCGACACAACCUUUCCCUCAACAAGGCGUUUGUCAAAGUACCGCGUAACGAUGAUGAACCUGGAAAGGGCGCAUUUUGGACCAUUGACCCCAAGGCAGAUAUGCAAUUCCUUUUGGGCGCUAUCAACAACAGCAGCAGCAGUAGUAGUAACAAUGGCAACAGCAAACGUGGCAGCAAUAAGCGGACAUCCUCCAUCACUCCUUCUUCUACCACCACCACAUCCGAAAAGAAAAAGAGGAAAAAGGAAAAGGAAUCUGCCGCAUCAGAAGAAACAGCAACCAAGUCAUCGAAACCCGAUAUUAAAGGAGAAGCCAGUGCUACUGUUGCUACGGCUACGACAUCAUCCGUUGCUAUGCUACCAUCUUCCAAUGCGCAAUCCCAACCACCAGCUACACCCCCACCAUCGUCAUCAUCAGCAACAUCAUCAACAACAUCGCCAUCAACAUCAUCCACACCCACACCUUUACUUUCUUCCACACAACAACAACAACAACAACCAAGUGCUCAAAGCAUACAUCAAAUUCAGAUGCAACUUCAAGCUGCUAUUCGACAACAUUUAUUGGAUCCAGUGAGAAACCCAUUACCGCCAUCCAUUGCUCAACUAUUGCCACAAGCUAUUGCACAACUCCCACCUCAUCUUGCUAAUCAAUUUUCGACCACUUUACAAUCAGCAUUAAGAGCACAUCAAUCUACUAGUACUACUGGCAAUAAACCACCAGACACUGCUGCUGUUUCUUCAACAAACGAGAAAUCACCUUCCCCCAUCCCUCCCGCUUCCGCUUGUUCAUCAUCAUCGCCAUCAUCGUCAACUUCCCCUCCUACUACUACUACUGCAGCUGCUGCUGCUACUACUACUACUACUACCACCGCCUCCCCAUCAUCAUCAUCAUCAUCCACGUUACCAUCAUCAUCCAUCAAAAAAUAA